This is a messenger RNA of Cordyceps militaris CM01, 1896 nucleotides long. RefSeq names its product CCR4-NOT transcription complex, subunit 3. Bases 1 to 1896 code for a protein of 631 amino acids. The transcript is spliced from 3 exons. Gene Ontology annotation, cellular component: CCR4-NOT core complex; nucleus; P-body. Gene Ontology annotation, biological process: nuclear-transcribed mRNA poly(A) tail shortening; regulation of DNA-templated transcription. Lineage: Eukaryota; Fungi; Ascomycota; Sordariomycetes; Hypocreales; Cordycipitaceae. The record is from RefSeq and is a predicted model, not a curated record.
AUGGCGGCCCGAAAAUUGCAACAGGAAGUCGACAAGUGCUUCAAAAAGGUGGCUGAAGGUGUCGCUGAGUUCGAGUCCAUCUAUGACAAGAUCGAGCUAUCGAAUAACCCGGCACAAAAAGAGAAGCUGGAGGACAACUUGAAGCGUGAAAUCAAGAAGCUGCAGCGUCUUCGCGAUCAGAUCAAGACAUGGGCUGCCAGCAACGACAUCAAGGACAAGGCCCCGUUGCUGGAUCACCGCAAAUUGAUAGAAACCCAAAUGGAAAAAUUCAAAGCGGUAGAAAAGGCAAUGAAGACGAAAGCCUACUCCAAAGAAGGGUUAUCAGCGGCAGCGAAACUAGAUCCGAAGGAGCAAGCCAAACUCGAAGCGGGCGAGUUUCUAAGUAGCAUGGUCGAGGAGCUCGAACAACAGAUCGAGACGCUAGAGGCCGAGAGCGAGCAAAUACAAGCGACCAUGAAGAAGGGCAAGAGCCAGACAGCCAAGGCGGAGCGCAUCGCAGAGAUUGAGCGCAUAAUAGAACGGCACAAGUGGCAUCAGGGCAAGCUGGAGCUCAUCCGACGGUCUCUGGAAAACGGCGGUGUUGAGACGGAGCAAGUCAACGAACUCGAGGAGAGCAUCCGCUACUACGUGUCCGAUGGCGUGAAUGAGGACUUUAUGGAGGACGACGAAAUGUACGACGAGCUAAAUCUUGAGGACGACGAAGGCAUCUUUGGCAUGGGCGCAGAUGGCGAGAGAGGGUCGUCGCAAGACACCCAAUCCGUGCAACAGGACGACCCUGAACCGAUACCCGAACCCGCCGCGCCAAAGCCCCCGCGAAAAGUGGCAAAAGAGAACGAACCAGUAUCCACGCGGAAAGGGUCCUCACAGACGAAAUCACCCUUACCAGCGCUUGCCACACUGCACACGCCAUUGUCAACCAUCAGCAAUGGUUCGACUCCUAGCAUGAAGCCCGCGACGAUACCGACAAGAGCACCUGGCGAGACAUUAAAGUACGCCUCCGCCGCGGCGGCUGCUGCGGCAAGCGACAAGGCCAACGUGGGGAUAUCACCACUACCUCCACCCCCUGGUAGUGCUGGCAUUUCGCUUGCUUCCGGUCCCUCGGUAACCAACUCGCCAGCUACCGCUGCCGCCCAACCCGCGCGGCAAACGCCGAUACAAGCACCAGCGACGGUUGCCGUCCCGUCCGCCGAGGAGCCGUCCCCUGAGGCUGUCCUCGCGCCGAUUGCGCCAGCAUCCACGUCCAACCGCGGGCCUAAGAAGUCAAAGGUGGUCGGCAAGCAACCCGCCGUGGCUGCCGAGGCCAAGGAAGUGCCGCCGGCGACCAACGGCGCGACGCUUAACGGCGCCAAGUCCAAGGGGCUAGCGCACGUUCCCGAGGAGGAGAGUAUAUAUCACCUCCCGGCAUCGCUGCAGGACCUAGUCGAGUCGUACGAGACGGCAAAGAAACACCCGCCGUCGCAGUCAGCGCCGUCGACGCAAAGGCUCAUGGAAGCCAGCCACGCCAACUGCCCUGACCAGCUCGAUGCCGACGUACCGCGCACGUAUUUCCCAGAGAAUCCCGUGCCGCAGGGCGGGUCAAGCUUCCCGCGCACACCACUGGCCAUCUUUGAGGACCCACGACUCUACCAGCGCAUCGACCCCGACACGCUGUUUUAUGUAUUUUACUACAAGCAGGGCUCCGCGCAGCAGUAUCUUGCAGCUAAAGCACUCAAGGACCAAAGCUGGCGCUUUCACAAGCAAUAUCAGACCUGGUUUCAACGACAUGAAGAGCCCAAGAGCAUCACUGAAGAGUACGAGCAAGGAACAUAUAGGUUCUUUGACUACGAAAGCACAUGGAUGAAUCGUCGCAAGGCCGACUUCAAGUUUGCCUACAAAUUUCUCGAAGACGAAGUCUAG